Messenger RNA from Neurospora tetraspora, 2535 nucleotides. RefSeq lists its product as uncharacterized. Gene Ontology annotation, cellular component: nucleus. Gene Ontology annotation, molecular function: metal ion binding; RNA binding. Lineage: Eukaryota; Fungi; Ascomycota; Sordariomycetes; Sordariales; Sordariaceae. The record is from RefSeq and is a predicted model, not a curated record. The transcript is spliced from 4 exons. The coding region runs from base 102 to 2486 and encodes 794 amino acids. Gene Ontology annotation, biological process: mRNA processing.
CUGAAGGACUACACAGCCAUCUUUUGGCGUCUUCUUUAUUCAAUACCCAUUGCCAUAUCUCUAUGCCUGCAUUUGGUAUUUGACAUACCUACCAGAGCAAAAUGCUCUUCCCCGAAGAAGACGAGGUGCACCUGAAGAGGUGGAUCGUGAAGCGGCUCGAAAAUACAUCAGAUGCCGACGCCGAUGUUCUGGCCGACUACGUCCUUGCCCUCUUGCGCACUAACGGCGAGGUUGAAGAGGUCCGCAGACUUUGCGAAACUGAAAUCCCAGAUUUCCUCAAAGAAGAUUCCUCGGUAUUCGUUCGCGAUGUUUUCCAGGCCAUCGCAUACAAAUCGUACCUACCCGACGCCCCUCCAUUGCCAAAGCACGCUCCUACUGCGCCUGCCUUUGCCGCCCCUCCCGUCGCUUUUCCCGCUAUCCAACCGCCCGGAUUAUCCUACGACGACGCGCCAGGAAGCCACCUCCCUCAGUUCCCCUCGUACGCCGGUCAAUCACGAAAACGGUCCUUUGACGGACGAGACGACACGGAUGGAAGAGAUGGCCAGUAUGGGGGCAGGGCAUUGAAGCAACCUCGCCGGGGAGCUGGGUUUGGCUUCGGUGGCCGUGGGGGCAGGCCAGAGGCUGGCAACGGCCACCUCAAUCCCGCAUACCCGCCAUUUCCCGAGAACGGUCAGUUGCCCCCAGGCUUCCUGACGGGCAUGUCCGAGACACUGGCAGCGUUGCAGCAACAAAUGGGACUGCCUCCGGCCCCUGGUUAUCCGGCCCCAGCUCAAGGUCAGAGGAGGCGAGCACGGUGCCGCGACUACGAAACAAAGGGAUACUGUUCGCGCGGCAAUACUUGCCUGUUCGAGCACGGGGACGACUCUAUUUACGUUCCUCCUCCCAGUACCUCGUUCGGCGCACCAUUUGCGCCCCAGCCGAGUGCUAUCGAGGAAUACGAUCCCACCAAUCCUGGCAUUUUUACUCUGCCACCCAACGUUCCCCCUCACCAAUCCCUUCAUCAUGAUUGGGGAUAUUCUUCCAGAAGCAGAGGAGGAAGACAACAGGGGCCUAAACGUCGCCCGAAAGCGCCCUUUUCCGCCGACGGCCCCGUGUUUGACCGCGCCAAGUCAACCAUCGUGGUGGAAAACAUUCCAGAGGAGAACUUCGACGAGGAGCAGGUUCGCGGAUUCUUCUCCCAGUUUGGAAACAUCCUGGAGGUCUCGAUGCAGCCUUACAAGAGGCUGGCCAUUGUCAAAUACGAUACUUGGGCGUCGGCGAAUGCGGCGUACCGGUCACCAAAGGUGGUCUUCGACAACCGGUUCGUCAAGAUCUUCUGGUACAAGGAAGAAGACUCCUCUCUACCGCCAUCUGUACCUCUAGGUGGAAGUUCUGAGAAGCAUGGUGAGACAGGCGAAGACGGUCACUCAGCAGCUGUGCCGGAGAUAGACGUGGAGGAGUUUUUGCGCAAGCAAGAAGAAGCACAAAAGGUGCACGAGGAAAAGAUGCGGAAGCUGGAGGAAGUGGAGCGCCAACGUGAGGAGCUUGAGAAGCGUCAGCAGGAGCUGCUUGCCAGGCAGCGCGAGGAGAAAGCCAAGCUGGAGGCCAAGCUGAAGGCCAAGCUGGGCGGCGGGAGUCAGCAGGGCGAUGGCAGUGACGAUGGAUCCAAACCAAAGUCCACUAGCGAGGCGCUGCGUGCCCAGCUAGCAGCUCUCGAGGCCGAGGCUAAGCAACUCGGCAUCGAUCCCGACGACGCUAUGGAUACCUCUUAUUCGACGUCCUCGUGGAACGCUAGAGGCGGAUACUACGGAAGGGGUGCGUUCAGAGGGGCGUAUAGAGCUAGAGGCUUUGCUCCGCGAGGAUAUCGCGGCGCUCCAUUCCGCGGUGGCGCUAGGGGUAAUCACCACGCUGCUUAUGCAAUGUACUCCUUGGACAACCGGCCGAAGAAGGUCACGCUUACCGGUGUGGAUUUCACCGUGCCUGAGAAGGACGAGACGCUCAGGCAGUACCUUUUUGGCAUUGGCGAGUUUACCGACAUCCAAACCACCCCCUCAGCAACCGACAUCACCUUCACCGACCGCAAGACGGCCGAGAAGUUCUUCAACGGCAUCCUGCUCAACGGUAAGGAAAUUGCCGGAAUCGACGGUCAAGUUGAACUGGCAUGGAACCCAAGCAGCGGUCCUGGUUCCAGUUCCAUGGCUAGUACUCCAGGCAGCAGCAGCACGGGUUUCGGCGCGACCGUUCAGAAACCCCAGUCAGCGCUGUCUGCAGCGGCCAUGUCUUUUGUUCCCGGCGGCGGACCACAAGCGGGUGCCGGUGGUGGUGACAGUGCCAUGGGCGGUGCAGGAAGCGUCAGUGGUAGCGAUAAGGACGUUAACAUUGUGCUGGAGAGGAGCGGGAACCACAACGGCAAUGGGCUUCAUCACAACAACCAACAUUAUGAGAGCCAUAAGCAAGGAGAUAUGGACUAUGACGUUGCUGAUGAGAAUCAGUGGGAGAUGUCCUAGAGAGAGUCUUUCGAGGAGGGGAAGAGUCUGGUGAGAAGAAUAUCGUGGG